Messenger RNA from Theobroma cacao (cacao), 810 nucleotides. RefSeq names its product plastocyanin 1 (gene PETE1). Gene Ontology annotation, molecular function: copper ion binding. Gene Ontology annotation, cellular component: chloroplast thylakoid lumen. The record is from RefSeq and is a predicted model, not a curated record. NCBI's taxonomy places the organism in Eukaryota, Viridiplantae, Streptophyta, Magnoliopsida, Malvales, Malvaceae.
AAAUCAAACUUCAUCUUAUUAAAAGCCAACCUCUCUCUCUUUCCCUUUUGAUUUCCUCUCGCUCUGAGUCUCGAGCACAUAUCUAUCAAGUGAAAAACAGAAGCUUUUGUACAAUGGCCGCUGUCACCUCCGCAGCUGUUGCUAUCCCAUCUUUCACUGGCCUCAAGGCCGGUGCCACCCCAGCUAAAGCUAGUGCCACUACCAAGGUUGCAACCUCUUCAGGCCCAAUGCUCAGCAUCAAGGCCUCCCUCAAGGAUGUUGGUGUUGCUGUUGCCGCCACUGCUGCGAGCGCAAUUCUUGCCAGCAACGCCUUGGCCAUCGAAGUCAAGCUCGGUGGUGAUGAUGGGGAAUUGGCUUUUGUUCCCAGCGAUUUCAGCGUGAGUGCUGGAGAGAAGAUUGUCUUCAAGAACAAUGCUGGCUUCCCACACAAUGUUAUCUUCGAUGAGGACGAAAUCCCAAGCGGCGUCGACGCCUCCAAAAUCUCUAUGUCUGAUGAAGAACUACUUAAUGCCCCAGGAGAGGUCUACGCUGUUACCUUGACUGAGAAAGGAACUUACAGCUUCUACUGUACCCCUCACCAGGGUGCUGGCAUGGUUGGAAAAGUGACCGUUAACUAAGUUCUUUGUAAAACUUUUAUGUACGUUUCAUCUCAAACGUCUCUCCUGCUUUUUGAGUGUUAUCAGAGUUUUAAGUACUGGGUAUGAGAAAAUGUAUGAGAUGAAUCUGAAAAGGAAGAGAUGCUUUUGUAUCCUUGACUUACUUUGAAUUUCCGUAGAUUUGGUUGUAACACGAUUUACAUUUUUUUCUUCC